This is a messenger RNA of Pocillopora damicornis (cauliflower coral), 1434 nucleotides long. RefSeq lists its product as uncharacterized. Lineage: Eukaryota; Metazoa; Cnidaria; Anthozoa; Scleractinia; Pocilloporidae. Gene Ontology annotation, cellular component: membrane. The record is from RefSeq and is a predicted model, not a curated record.
UUUGUACGUUGUUGGAUUCUAAGGAUUAUUUCUCACGGGUCUCAGCAUCAAGCUUUUAAGAUAUUUUCGGUUUUUUCGCUGUCGUUGGUGCAAGAUUGUUCUACUGAAACGUAAGAAUUAUUUAAACGAUGGCUGAAGGCGACAGUUAUGGGUGCAAAACGUAUUUUUUGAUUUCGCUCGAAGGACUCCUAUAUUUGCUACAGUUCGUUCUUGGUGUGAUUGCAUUUGCAUUGGUUUUGAGUCAUGAAGAAUCCAGCAUUUUCUCUCAUUAUGGCUUCUUCAUUGUCGUCAGUGCUCUGUGUUGGAUUGGAGCAUUACUCAUCAUCUUCUUCCAUGUGGUUGGUUGCUGCAAAGUCAAGAUACUGGGUGUUUGGCAGAGGGAAUAUUCUCUGUGGAUUUUUCUGCUGAGUUACUCCUUGUCGUAUUUCUUCUUCUUCUUGUUCUCCUCGGCUCUUUUGUCUCAGUGGACCCUGAAGUCUGCGCAGUUUAUCAUAGCAGCAAUCUGUGGUUUUAUUUUGGUGAUUGUGUUUUUCAUCCUGUGUAUUAUCUACUAUCGCCGGGUCAGAAAAAUCAGGCUGACAGAGGUGGCCUGGGAAGGCGAUAAAUCAACCAGGGCCUAGACAAGUGACAUUUGUUCAAGACUGGCUGUGAAAAGCUUGUAAAUGCUUUUCUAGCAACAAUUUUAAGCAGAAAGAAAGUUGUACAACUGAAGGCAUUUGCCUAUGUAAUUUUGCUAAGACUUUGUUGGUGGAAAUCAAGGUGUUUAUGACUGUAUAAAGCUUUUUUAAUAACAGAAUUUGUUCAAAAAUGGAAAUUAUUGUACUUUUCCUAUGUGCACAAAGGAAUUUUUUGAGGACAUGAGUAUUGUUGCUGGAUUUAUUUCAUAGGUUUGCUUAUUUUUAACUUAACUAACAUGUACAUUAUUUAUGUUUUGUUUCUCACUAACUUAUGGAAAAAUUAAUAUCUCUAAGUUGCAAUUUAUUUUUUUUUAUAAAUGUAUUGCCAGGAGCUGACAAUGCAUUGAACAGUGCACUUCUUGGUUUUUGCAGAAGGUUUUUUUAGAUCACUUUUUUUCACUAAUUUAGUUCAUGGAUAUUAUUUCUGGAUUAAAAUGAGAAUAUGAAGUCUUAGUUUUACUUACAGACUGACUUGGCAUGAAGGCAUUCAGGGGAUGAACAGCAAAUUCUUUCAGACUUUGUAAUUAGUUUGUUGUAAAACCCUGGAUCUUGCGCCAAAGGGAUUAUUGACCAUUGUCCAUUAGGGUGCUCCUUAGAUUAUAGUGAAAUUGAAAACUUUCCUUUUCAAUUGUCUAAAUGCACAGGAGCUGGAACAUGAUUGUAACUAUCCUGAUACUGCUCAGGGUGGUUUGCUCAAAGUGUUGAUUGAAUCUUCUUUCUUAUUUUAACCCUUAAAAUAAAAAUUCUUAUUACUGUC